Messenger RNA from Paramuricea clavata, 1748 nucleotides. The record is from the annotation of a GenBank genome assembly. NCBI's taxonomy places the organism in Eukaryota, Metazoa, Cnidaria, Anthozoa, Malacalcyonacea, Plexauridae.
AUGGUGCUUUGUCGUUUGUUAUGGAGCAUUAUUCGAGAGGGCACUCACAUUUUGAAAUGUACUCCUAUAGAACAGGGUAUUAAGUAUUUAUAUAAUUGUAUUACAUAAAUUAUUUUACUGUAUUUUUUAUAAUAGCAUGAAUUGUACACUACACUAUUACAGUAUCCCACCAAUACUUUGUAAGGAUGGGGCAAUGCAGGGCCGUAGUAUUAAUUGGUAAUUUUGAUACCAUAUUUUAUUCAUUGGGUUCAACUGUGAAAGUGAAACCAUAGAUCUUGAAUUAUUGCACCAUGUCUUCUCUACCACUUUGCAUGGGCAGUCUAGAAUAUUUUUCAGGCAGUUCUGUUUUCUUGGGUUAGCCAGUUGAGCCGCAAUGCUGCCCAGUGUGCCCAACUUAUUUUUUUUACUUGUCUAACGCCAGAUGAUUUUACUUGUCAAUGCAGAAGUUCUGCAGCUUAAUUGGAUGAUGCAAAAAAUCUGACAAUGUCUCUAGUUAAUCCAUUGAGCCGCAAUGCACCCCAGUGUGCCCUACUUUUUUUUUACUUGUCUAACGCAAGACGAUUUUACUCGUCAUUGGGGAAGCUCUGCAGCUUCAUGGGUUAAAGUGUACAAUUCAAAUAUUUUUGAUAAGUCAGACAAAAUGAUAUUUGUAAGCUAGCUCACAGUCCACCUCGGUCUGCUUCAUGCCAGUUCCGGCUCUAAUGUAACCAGUCACUGAAAAAUGUUGAUAGGGAGUGUGCUGAGUAGUAUAUGUAUAUGUAUGUAUAUGUAUGUAAAUGGCAAAAAGUCAGCCAAAUUUUUUUCUGCCCCCUUAAAUUUUUCCUUCCCAUAUGCCUAUAAGUACUAGUAUAUAUAUAAGAUCAAAGAAGAUUAAUAGAGCUGAUGGUGCAGGUAAUUGUUGCAAAAAUUUUACAAAAGGAUUGUUUACAAGCUAGUGCAUGGACUAUUUACUAGAAAUAGUCCUUUAGCCAAUGCCAAAUAUUUCAAAUCAUCUCAUUUAAACUUGUCCCAACCGGUGUUCAUAUGUAAUGUUACUAUGAUGCUAAUUUUUAUAGUGGCCCUCUAAAGGGCUCUAUACUUGAAAAUGUUUGGAUAGGAGCCUAUAGCUAACUUGAAAUUGAGUGCAAUGGGCAUUUAAAUAUUGCCAUCCUCUCAAUUCUCAAAUUAGGGGCCAAGAGUAAGUUGCCCUCUCUGCCUCAGACCCUUUUCCCAUCUCAGUGGCUCUGAACAUGCAUGGGAAAGAAGAACCAAAUAUCGAACAGGGCAACUACUACAGUCGUGCCAAUAGAAGCGUUCCGAAAAAUGUUGACCAGUUCAUUUCCUAUUAACUUCGAGGAGUUCCUCUGAACAAUUCCUCAACAAUUUGAUAAGUUCCUUAAAAAGUUCCUAACUUCCUGUUUCAUUGACCAAUCAUAUUUAAUUUUUGAGCAAUCUGAUUGGUCAAUGAAACAGGAAGUUAGGAACUUUUUAAGGAACUUAUCGGAUUGUUGAGGAAUUGUUCAGAGGAACUCCUCAAAGUUAGGAAAUGAACUGGUCAACAUUUUUCGGAACGCUUCUAUUGGCACGACUGUAAGAGAGGGUUGAAAAUGCCGAUUGUUGUAAACUUUAAUUUAGCACCAGCCUGUCUUGAAGAUAAAAGCCUUGGAGUUCACAACUAUGUGACAACAAAAUCUAAAGUGAAAUUUCACUAUGUUGCUAAUGGGGAGGUUGGUAAACCUCUGAUGCUGUGUCUCCAUGGAUUUCCUGAG